Messenger RNA from Trichoderma gamsii, 1296 nucleotides. RefSeq lists its product as hypothetical. NCBI's taxonomy places the organism in Eukaryota, Fungi, Ascomycota, Sordariomycetes, Hypocreales, Hypocreaceae. The transcript has 2 exons. Bases 1 to 1296 code for a protein of 431 amino acids. The record is from RefSeq and is a predicted model, not a curated record.
AUGAAAAAAGAAUUGGCCGAACUUCUUGGGCACUCGGAUUUGCUCUGGAGUCGGACUGUUAGAAGGCUGCAACUGGAGAGCAACCAUGACGGAGUACUAAGAGCAUUCAUUGUAUGCGGCACGUAUUGCGCCAAUUCAGUUGACAUCAAGAUCAGACACAAGUCGCUUUCUUUAGCCCCCACAGAGCGGUUCUUAGCAGAAUUCAAACAACUCGGGGAAAUAUAUCGCCCGCAAAGGACGAGCCGUAAUCUCGAGCAAAUCGUUCUCCUCCAACUCCACCAUGCCAACCUGAAUCUAUUUUCGGACUUCUUACAGAGCUUCACAAAGGAUUAUGCCGCCCCUCGCAUGUUUAUGUUUGACUCUCGAGAGGUCGAGCUACGGCGCUGGAAUUUGAAGGCCAUCAUGACGGACUCUCAUCUCUAUAGGCAAUUCGCAAGCGUUGGUGCUGAACUGACGACUACCACCGAGUCGCUACUUGACGUUGUCUUAGCCCUGGAGGACAGUAAAAUGCAGGAUGUGGAAAACCUGGCAGUUCUGGGUACUGAGAUCCGGGGCUGCAGCAAGGACAUCAUGACGCGUCUCAGUAGAUUGUCAGACGAUCUGGAGCACAAUCUCCAGCUACUCCGACUGUCCAAAGACAUGAACCAGUCGGGAAACGUCCAGAUGCUGACUCUUCUAGCCACAAUUUUUCUACCGCUGUCCCUAUCAGCCGGCGUCCUUAGCAUGCAAUCGCGCUUCAAAGACUUGGGCGAGCUGCUGUACGAUUUCUUCGGCGUCGUGGUCCUCCUUGGGGCGGGGGUUGCACUUUUGGUAACGGUUAUGCUUUUAUUUUCUUCGAUGAAGGAGCUGGAGAGCAGGCUCUUCAAAUACCACUGGUACAAAGCCAUACUGCGUCCUGUUAUCUGGAUGACGAUAUCAGGCAUCACGUUCACAUUAGGCGCCCUCGUGCUGGCAUCUUUUCUGGUGGGCAUGUUCAAAGAUGUGGUGCUUGGGGCAAAGAUUCUGGGCUACGGAAUCGCCGCGGCGAUUGGUGCGUUGGUGGUGAUUCCAUAUGGGACUCUCAUGGUGUUCUGGCUUCCUGAUUUAUGGGGCUUCGGUGGGUCGAAGAAGAAGCAAAGCGAUCUCGAGAGGGAGCCGAAAGGAAAGGAAGCUGCUGCAGAUGGCUCUCAGGAAGCAGGUGUCACAGCUGAAGCUGUUUCUAAUGGUGAGGAUGAAGGCUCUACCACGCCAACCGCGCGUGCUGGAGAUAAGCCUUCAGAAGAGGGCAUGCCCAGUGUGACAGAGGUAGAGCCAUAA